AGUUUUCUGAGUUUUCCAUUAGCUUUCAAUAUUUCAGAAAUUUUUCUAGCAUUUUGUUUUCCAUUUUUUCAUUUGAUUUAAUAUCUUAUUUCAGAUCCUGUAUUCCUUCUUUUUCGAGUGGUUUAACCUGCAACAUAGCGUUUUCUUCUUUUCAACCGAGAGAUUCAAAAUGAUAACAUCGAGGAAUAAAUUGGUCAACUUUGAUGCCUUUGCAAAGACAGUGGAAGAUGCCAGAAUUAGAACUACUUCUGGUGGAAUUGUAACGUUGGUUUGCUUUAUCCUUGUGGUUUGUUUGAUAAUCAAUGAUUGGAAUGAAUUUAGAACAAUUGUCAUAAGACCCGAAUUAGUUGUCGAUAGAGAUCGUGCAAAGAGAUUGGAUAUUAAUGUUGAUAUAACUUUUCCAAAUCUACCUUGUGAUUUAUUGACUUUGGAUAUAAUGGACGUUAGUGGUGAACUACAACUAGACGUUGCUCAAUAUGGGUUCAAGAAGAUAAGAUUGGAUUUAAAUGGAAAAAAUAUUGCUUCAGAAGACUUGCAAAUUGGAUCUGGAGAGUCAUAUGAUGAUUCGUCAACUGAAGUCAAGCCAAACCAAAACCAAAACCAGGGUAGUUUUGAUGAUGACCAACUUUUGGAACAAUUCUCUCCUGAGUAUUUAAACAAAUACAAUUUAGAUCAUGAUUACUGUGGUCCAUGUUUUGGGGCAAAAGAUCAAUCCAAUAACGAAAAAGUUGAAAACGAGGAAGAAAAAGUAUGUUGUCAAACUUGUAAACAAGUUAAGGAAGCCUAUGCAGCAAAUGGAUGGGCAUUUUUUGAUGGUUCAGAAAUAGAACAGUGUGAAAGAGAAGGCUACGUAACUAGAAUCAAUGAAAGAUUAAACGAAGGUUGCAGAAUCUAUGGUAAAGCAAGUAUUAACAGAAUAGCAGGUAAUUUGCAUUUUGCUCCCGGUGCAUCUCAUUCUGCUCCAAUGAAACAUAUUCAUGAUUUGUCUCUUUUUGACAAAACAAAACGGUUUUCCUUCAAUCAUGUAAUCAACCAUUUUUCGUUUGGUGAAGAUCCAGAAAGUUCAAUUAAGGCCUCAUUGAAUCGGUUGAAAACCAUUCAAGUCUCGUCCCAUCCAUUAGACGGUUUCAAAUCAUUGAAAAAUGAAAGGUAUCAUCUAUAUUCCCACUACUUGAAAGUUGUUUCGACAAGAUAUGAGUUCCUAAAUAGCACGGUGUUGGAGACUAACCAAUUUUCCUCCACUUUCCACGACAGGCCCUUGAAGGGUGGAAAGGAUGAAGAUCACCCUCACACUUUGCACGCCAAAGGUGGUAUCCCAGGGUUGUUCUUCCACUUUGACAUUUCUCCACUCAAAAUAAUCAAUAGAGAACAGUACGCCAAAAGCUGGGGCUCCUUCUUGUUGAGUGUUUGCUCGGCCGUUGGAGGAGUUCUUGCUGUUGGUGCUGUCAUCGACAGGACUGUAUGGGAAGCUGACAAGGUCCUCAGAAGAAAAAAGGACACUUGAGCUGCUGAAUCCCCAGUCCUAGCCAUAUACUUCCUCUCCAACAUGAUCGAAUUCCUGAAACAGAGCUGGACAUUAACCGUAGCAUGCGCAUUAACUCACCCUCUGCAUAUACACACACCCAGCUGCAUACCCACAAUGGUGGACUGUUACCACGUCCACGGCGCGGAGGAGGCAGACUCAGACUGUUUUUGAAGUGGAGCAUUUUUUGGUCUUUUCCAAGAGAAAUAUAAUCAGCUUUUGUUCUGUUGUUAGUAGUGCCAUCUUCU
Molecule: messenger RNA, 1770 nt
Organism: Ascoidea rubescens DSM 1968
Lineage: Eukaryota; Fungi; Ascomycota; Saccharomycetes; Ascoideales; Ascoideaceae
Gene: ERV46
Product: retrograde cargo receptor ERV46
Exons: 1
Coding region: 170-1504 (444 amino acids)
Biological process (GO): endoplasmic reticulum to Golgi vesicle-mediated transport; retrograde vesicle-mediated transport, Golgi to endoplasmic reticulum
Cellular component (GO): endoplasmic reticulum membrane; endoplasmic reticulum; Golgi membrane
Source: RefSeq, a predicted model, not a curated record